AGCUGAUCGAUCAAGCAAAUUUAUCAGGAGCAUAUUUUAAUUGCCGGUCCGGCAGAGGCCGCAAAUUAAAUGUAAUUAAUUUGGCGUCAAAAUUAAUAAUUAUUAAGUGUUUGGCAUGUACAACUCGGCCAAACAGUUGCAGCGUGUGCUAACAGCACGAGAGAUUCGGAAAACGUUCAUUGACUACUUCACCAUCAGCCAUGAACACAAAUUCGUACGCUCCAGCCCAGUGGUGCCCUUCUGUGAUCCCACUGUGGCCUUUGUGAAUGCAGGCAUGAAUCAGUUUAAAUCCGUAUUUCUCGGCACAGCAGCGGCGCCGCACAAACGUGUGGUCAACUCCCAGAAAUGUGUGCGAGUGGGAGGCAAGCAUAAUGAUCUAUCUGUUGUCGGUCAAGAUGGUUAUCAUCAUACGUUCUUUGAGAUGUUGGGCAAUUGGUCAUUUAGGGAUUAUUUUAAGCGUGAAGCCUGUUCCAUGGCUUUGGAGUUGCUGCGUGGACCCUAUAAUAUAGAUACCAGACGUCUAUAUGUCACAUAUUUCGCUGGUGAUAAGGUUUUAGGAAUACCAGCAGACUUGGAAUGCUUUGAAAUUUGGCGCAGCUUGGGUUUUCCCUCUUCACGAAUUUUACCCUUUGGCUGUCGCGAUAAUUUUUGGGAAAUGGGUACAACUGGUCCUUGUGGACCGUGCACAGAAAUCCAUAUAGAUCAUCAACCCGAGCUCGCUUCUGUGGACGAACGAGCCAAAUUGGUCAAUGCGGGUCGCUCGGAUCUCACAGAGCUUUGGAAUUUAGUUUUUAUCCAAUACAAUCGACAUUCAGAUGGAUCAAUUACCCAAUUACCGUCGCAUCAUGUGGACACUGGAAUGGGUUUUGAACGUUUAACAGCGAUUUUGCAAAAUAAGUCUUCGAAUUAUGACACCGAUCUAUUUACACCCAUUUUCGAUAGCAUUCAUCAGCUGUCGAGGGCUCCUGCCUAUACGGGAAGCUUUCAAAAGGAUGCGGUUCUGGACACAAGCUAUAGAAUAUUGGCGGAUCAUGCACGCAUGAUAACCACUUGUCUGGCCGAUGGCAUGCUCCCAGAUCAGAACCAAAAACUUCGCCGUGUAUUACGCAAAGCUUUAAAUCUAUCAGAGCACGUCUUUGCCCAGGAGAAUCUAUUGUCCCGCCUAGUGCCCAUUGUAGUAGAGACUUUGGGUGAAGCGUAUCCUGAAAUGUCCAUAAAGCAAUCAGAUGUCAUUGAGUUAAUUAAUCACGAACAUGAUGUGUACAAAAAUCUAAGGGAAAGUUCAUCGAAGGCAUUUGCUGAGGUUCUCACCGAAUUUCCCAAAUUGGAUGAUAUCGAUCUAAUGGAAUGUCCGGGAUUUGUUCCAGCCUAUCGUGAAUUUCAGGUGCAACGCAGUAAAUUCAAUAAUAACACCAUACCAGGUGACUUUCUCUACAAACUGACAGACACCUAUGGCUUGACCGAGGAGAGUUUCGUUAAAUUGGCUGAGCUGGAGAAUAUGAACUGUGAUUUGGAACGUUAUCGGGCAGAGGUAGCCAUGGCCAAGACGAGAAUGAAAAAGGGUCGAGAAAAUGUCGCUCACACUGAUGAUGAUGAUAGCAUAGCCGAUGCUCAGGUUCAACUUACCCAACGACUGUCCAUCUCCACGGAUAAUAGCCCAAAAUAUAAUUAUCACUAUGAUCAGACAAAUGAAUCCUAUGAAUUUCCCCAGCUUAAGACUCGAGUUUUGGGCUUGUUACUCAAUGCAAAGGAGGUCAAUUCUAUUGGUCAUUUGAAACAAAGUGAUACCAUAUCAAUUGUCACCGAGGCCAGUAACUUUUACUAUGAAUCUGGUGGCCAGGAAGAGGAUAAAGGGCAUUUGCUGGUGAGAAGUAAGGAGGAGGAUUCCAAAAAACAAUUACAAGUGGAAAGUGUUAAGCAUCUCAAUAACUGUGUAGUACAUAUUUGUCGACUUGGCCCAUCUGAAACUGAACCGACUCAAAGUGAAGAGUUUCAACUGUCUUUAGGCGAUGAAGUCGAACUGUUAGUAAAUGCCGAGCACAGGCAGCUCAAUACCUGCCAUCACACAGCUACUCACCUGUUAAAUGCGGCGAUACGUUGCCUGUUUCACAAAGUCACCUAUCAAGUGUCCAGCUCGGUUACCAGUGAACAAUGUAAAUUAGAAUUAGCCGUGCUGGGCAAGCGUCUGCAAAAGACGGAUGUUGAACUCAUUGAAGAUCUGAUUAACCGCCUCAUUUGUCUUGGUGUUCCUGUCGAGGUGGAUCAAUUGAAUGCCGCCCAAGUUCUACAACAGAAUGAUAUAACAAUGGUUCCUGGUGAAGUCUAUCCCGAGCAGGGAUUGCGCUUGGUUCAAGUCGCAUCGGAUGAACUGAAAUUGCUAUCCAAGGAGCUUUGUUGUGGCACUCAUGUGACGAAUACCCGUGAAUUAUCCUGCUUUUGCAUUGUGAAUUUAAAGCAAACAAACAGGGCCCGUUUCGCCUUCACAGCUGUCGCGGGACAAGCAGCGGAACAUGUCCUGAAGACAGCCGCUCUGCUGCGUCAUCGGGUCGAUGUGCUUGCUGAGCAAUUCCAAAAGGAUAAGCUAACUAAUGCCACUGAAGUGGAAUUGCAGACGAUACGCCAUAAUAUGUUACAUACGGAUAUCAAAUUGCCAUAUGCCUUCAAAAUGGACACUCUGGAGAGAAUCAAUGAGAUGCUCAAGAGAUUGAAGGAAACUUCAAGGACAACGCUCAAAGAAUUCGUGGAGGUGGAAAUGAGAAAUUUAAUAAUGGAAAAGCCACUGGACACACAUCCAUUCAUAUUGCACUACAUCACUAGUUCUGCUUUGGUGGAGGAGAUACCCCUGCAGAGAGCCACCAAACUAUGCACAGAUCGUCCCAUUUUGGUUGUUAGCAUGUGUGAUGGCUACGUCAAGGCGAGAUGCUGUGUACCUCAGUCUUGCCUUACAAAGGAUUUCAAUGCUACCACCUGGUUAAGUUCAUUUGCUGUCACUUUUAAGGGUCAGGUGGCUGCUCCGAAGGGCCAAAAUUCUCAGUUGGUCUGCAAUAUGAAAUCGCGCAAAGUUUCUAAUCUCUUUGAAGAGCAAUUGGAGCAGGCUCUAACGCAGGCCAAUAAAUUUGCCAAGCUUUAUUUGUGAUUGAAGCAAUCGAGUUGAGUUCGGGUUUGAAUAAAAAAAAAACAAACGCUUUAAUAUUAGUCACUAAUAA
Molecule: messenger RNA, 3206 nt
Organism: Drosophila willistoni
Lineage: Eukaryota; Metazoa; Arthropoda; Insecta; Diptera; Drosophilidae
Gene: AlaRS-m
Product: alanine--tRNA ligase, mitochondrial
Exons: 10
Coding region: 116-3136 (1006 amino acids)
Biological process (GO): alanyl-tRNA aminoacylation; tRNA modification
Cellular component (GO): mitochondrion; cytoplasm
Molecular function (GO): aminoacyl-tRNA deacylase activity; amino acid binding; ATP binding
Source: RefSeq, a predicted model, not a curated record